AAUGUGAAAUGUGAGAUUUCCUGACGCACGGAAUUCAAAGCCAGUUCCGGCAUCAAAGUUUGUUGAGAAUUUUGUGUUGAAGAAUUUUUUAAAAGUUUUUAAUAAUCGGGGAACAUUUCCGUGAAUUAGUUAUUUCAAGAGGAAUUGAUAGCUAAGGUAUAAAGUUAAAGUAGUCGGUUAAGAAGUUAAUCAUGAUUACACCAGAAGGGUUUCUUCAAGCGGCGAGAAAUUAUUCGUCAGGCCACACCCAAGGCCAAGCAGCUAAGGAAUAUGUGGAAAAUCUUCCCAAGACGUGCGACACGCUCGGUCGUUCUCUCCCGUGGUCAACUCUGGAUAAUUUAUGCACUCAAUUCACAGGAUCACCUGAAGAACAAUGCACGAUCGGACUGCUCGGAGCACUUUAUGCAAAGACAAAAUCACCAGAUUUCAAUACACAGUUUGAGCCUUUCCUUGUCCAAUUUGCACGUUCGAUUGAGUCGGAUUCGACAGAUUAUCAAAGCCUGAGGGCAGGGUCAGCCUUGGUGAGCGGAGCAUGCGAAGCGAUCUCAGAUCAGGUUAUUCGCCGCAAAAAUCCAAUCCUUGCCAUUAAUUUGAUGCGUUCUGUGAUCCGGAGGAUUCAAAAAGGGCCCCGACAACUGACUGGUGUUCAUGCAACGCUAUUACAACUAUGUUUGUCGUCACACUGUCUAAAACCAGCCCUACCUUACUUGAUGGACGAUAUUGACGACUUUAGCAGCGAUCUUAAGGGUGGCGAUUGUAAACAAGUCCUCCUCUACUUUUACUAUGGUGGCAUGGUCUACACUGCGUUGAAGAAGUAUGCCGAAGCGAUCUUCUUUUUCGAAGCGUGCACUCGAGUCCCAGCUCAAACCUUGAGUCACAUUAUGCUCGAAGCGUAUAAAAAGUUUGUCCUCGUGAGUCUUAUUCAGCUCGGAGAGGUUCCUCCCCCUCAUAAAUCAGCAUUGCAAGUUGUGAAUAGAAUACUAAAACCUUCCGCUCAACCUUACACGGAUCUGGUGACCGCCUUCUUAACCCAUAAUCCUGGCGAAGUUGUGGCUGCAAUUAGUCGAAAUCAAGAAGUUUUUCGACGAGAUAAUAACUUCGGACUGGUGAAACAAGUCCGCGCCGCCCAGACAAAGUUGAACAUUCAGCGCCUGACGAAGACCUUUUUAACCUUGAGUUUAGCUGAUGUCGCGGCUCGAGUGCAGCUUAGUUCUGCAGACGAGGCAGAGAAGUGUAUUUUAUCGAUGAUUCAAGAUGGGGAAAUUUACGCAAAAAUCAGCCAAUUGGACGGAAUGGUCGUAUUUUUGGAUGAUAAUGAAAAAUAUGACAAUCCCAAAGUGUUGGGAAAGGUGGAAUCCCAAGUAAUCAAUCUAAAUUUGCAGAUCUCCCGAUGCAUCGACCUGAACAAAAGACUGUCCGAGAUGAACGAGAGGCUGGCCACAAAUCCAGAGUUCAUUUCGAGGGUUAUGCUGACCGGAAGUGGUGGGAUCGGGACGGGAAGUUCUCUCGGUCUUGGGGAUGAUCAAGACAUGGCAGUCUCUGCCACGGCGUCAUCCAGUUCGGCGUCGACGAGUCGACUUCCAUCUUCGUUCAACCAUUAAUUAUUAAAAACUUGGCUUAAAGAAAAAUUCAGAAUUUUCGAUGUGAAAGUAAAAAGAAUUGUGACAAAGAGACACGUUUCCUUUCAAUUGAAUUAAUUAAAUCUUUGUAUACUUUGAUGAAUGAAAAUUAAUAAGUAAAUUGCAAUUAAAUAAAUAAUUACGAGAUUUAUAAUAAUAGAA
Molecule: messenger RNA, 1781 nt
Organism: Folsomia candida
Lineage: Eukaryota; Metazoa; Arthropoda; Collembola; Entomobryomorpha; Isotomidae
Gene: CSN3
Product: COP9 signalosome complex subunit 3
Exons: 8
Coding region: 192-1601 (469 amino acids)
Biological process (GO): ubiquitin-dependent protein catabolic process
Cellular component (GO): COP9 signalosome
Source: RefSeq, a predicted model, not a curated record